GCUCUUAUUUUGAAAAUCCCCUACCCAUAAGCCUUCGUAAACCUUCCUGGCUUGACAGCAGUUGCGGAGUUAUUAAUGCGUUUUAACGUGUUUCGGCUAAAAUGUAGUACUUUUUAGUAAGUUUAAAUCGUCCCAUUCAUCCCACUGCAACUAUAAAGACGUGCAAUAAAUGGAUAAACCAGUCAGGACUCGAGGUCCGGCCUCCGCCACCCUCCCCCUGGCGUCCCUGCGCCUGCUGGCCUCCCCUCUGCAGCUGGCCUACUCCUACAUCUGGCAGGUCAUCGAGAGGAGGAACGUCAGGCGCUACGACAAGGUGGAGGAGUUCGUCACCAUGGUGACGCAGACGGUCCCGGAGCUCAUGAGCGCCAAGCAGACGGCCCAGCUGCUCCUGGGCCUGAGGGCGCGGAUCAUUUUGGAGUUGGUCAGAGCGGCGACGCCAGACUGCUUGGCCAUCCAGACUCUCAUCAACAAGCUGAAGAUCCCAGCUGCAAUAAUAAUAAGGGAUGUCGACGUGGAGAAGUCUCAGACUAACUUCAUGGUCCUGGUCCAGAUUCUGCUCAAAAGCGCCGCUGAGAGACAUCGCUUCUUCCAGGAGGUGUUUCCCGUUCAGUAUGGGACCAAGUACGACACUGCGCUGCAGGCUCUUAUCGCAGGAAUGGUGUACAAACUGGAGCAGCUGCUGCCUGUGCCCAACCUCUCAAAGCUGGGCACCAUGAUCCCCAGCCAGCCCUCUGUCCUGGAGGAGUGCGGCCACUUCAUCCCCGACCACGGAGACCUGAGGGUCCUGCUGAGACACCAGAAGCAGAAGGGCUUCCUAACCACCAGUGCCAUCUCCUCCACGGUGGGCGACUGCGUGCUCUCCUCCCUGUCCUUCCUCCCGUGCCCCCUGGAGUCCGUACUGCCGGAGGAGCCCCCGGCCCCAGGACCCCCCGCCGGCAACGAGCCAGAGGUGGAGGUAGAGGCGACCCCCGACCCAACGGACGGCGGGCCUGCGUCGGACAAGGACCCCAACCCCGUCUCCGAGGGUCCCGUCGCGGCGGCCGUCGAGUCCACGGGCGGCGGGGGCGGGGCCCUGGAGAGCCUCUCCGCCGUGCACAACGUCCCUCUCCCUCCACAGGAAGCGCGCACGACUCCGGAGGAGGAGGAGGAGGAGGCGGGCGCAGAGACGCGCGGUGCCUCGCCGUCCAGCCCUCUGCCCUCACGCCACCGCGACGGAGAAGACACGGAGGCCGCGGCGCCGCCUGAAGCCCCCGCCACUGCCGCCCACGAGACAGUCGCAGCUCGGCUGCCCCCUCCCCCCCCGGAGAGGCCGGCCUCCCUCCGGGGGUUCCACACGCCCUCCAGACCCGCCGCCGCCGCGGAGGGCGACGCCCAGCAGCGGCUGCAGAUCCAGCGCGUCACGCUGCACCAGUGGGUCUCCCAGAUGGCCUCCAACAGCCUCUCGCUGCCCCCCCUGCCGCCCCUCAGCCCCCCCAGGGCGGGCCCCGGCGGGGGCGGGACUAGCGGCGGCGGCGGCGGGCACUCGGGCGCCCGGAAGGACCGGCGGCGGCGCGCCAAGUCGCCCGUGGAGCGCUUCACCUGCGACACGUGCGGCAAGCGCUUCGCCUACCAGUCGAAGCUGACGGAGCACCGGCGCAUCCACACGGGCGAGAAGCCCUUCGCCUGCGUCACCUGCGGCAAGGGCUUCCGCACGCAGGCCUUCCUCAACACGCACCUGCCCAUCCACAGUGCGGCGCGGCCCUACAACUGCGGCCACUGCGGCCGCUGCUUCCACCGCAUGCCCAGCCUGAAGAAGCACAUGCUGACGCACAGCGAGCGCAAGCCCUUCCACUGCGGCGUGUGCAACAAGGGCUUCACGCAGUCCACCUACUUCAAGCGCCACAUGGAGUGCCACGCCAGCCGCAGCAGCUUCCCGUGCGGCGAGUGCGCCAAGGCCUUCCCCACCGAGUUCAAGCUGGCCAACCACCGGCGGUGGCACGCGCGCGACCGGCCGCACAUGUGCGAGCGCUGCGGCAAGCGCUUCCUGGUGCCCAGCCUGCUGAAGCGCCACAUGGGCUACCACGUGGGCGAGCGGCAGUACCUCUGCGCGCAGUGCGGCAAGACGUUCGUGUACCUGUCGGACCUGAAGCGCCACCAGAAGGACCACGGGCCCAAGACCAAGCUGCCGUGCCACGUGUGCCACAAGAAGUUCUCCAGCAAGUACUGCCUGCGCAUCCACAUGCGCAUCCACACGCGGGAGAAGCCGUACGCGUGCCCCGUGUGCGACAAGGCCUUCACGCAGAUCGGCAACCUCAAGGUGCACGUGCGGCUGCACAACGACGAGAGGCCCUUCAGCUGCGAGCAGUGCGGCAAGAGCUACAAGCUGAUGUCGCACCUCAAGGCGCACAAGCGCACGCACCUCUUCAAGAAGCCCUGGACGUGCGCCGCCUGCGGGAAGGGCUUCUCUCUGCCGGGCCUGCUGAAGAAGCACGAGGAGCUGCACGCCCGGGACGCGGCGGGGAUCCCCGGGACGCGGCCUCACCGUAGCAAGGCGCCGUCGCACAAGAAGCGGUACGAGGAGGAGGAGGAGGAGGACGGGGGCGGGGCCGGGGAGGGUUAUUGA
Messenger RNA from Gadus chalcogrammus (walleye pollock), 2602 nucleotides. Its product is annotated as zinc finger protein 697-like. Lineage: Eukaryota; Metazoa; Chordata; Actinopteri; Gadiformes; Gadidae. The coding region runs from base 170 to 2602 and encodes 810 amino acids. The record is from RefSeq and is a predicted model, not a curated record. The transcript is spliced from 7 exons.